AUGUCUUCAACUAAAGUUCCUAAUAUAACAAGAAUUAAAAGCAAUCUAGAAAAGAAGUUUAUUGAUGUUUAUGGAAAUAAUCCCUAAAACUAAUAAAUGUUAGAUUACAUAAUAAAAGAGUUAAAAGGUGAAACUGCAUAAAGUGAAAAGAAAACUAAAUCAUCUAAAUAAUAAUAAAUAUAUUCUGAAGAUAAGGCAAUUUAAUCUGUACCAUAAACUGCCCCUUAAAUGACAGAAAAAACAAAAGAAAAAUCUAAAGAACUUACUAAUUAAAAUCCUAAGCUUACAGAAAAACAAUCUAGUCAUGUAAAAAUAUAUUGAAAAAUAUAGCAUGGUAAAUCUGCAUAUGAAGUUGAUUCUUUAAAAUGGGGUUAAUAUGCAAAAGAAUAAGAUUUAAAGUAAAAAUUAGAAGAUGAAGAAAAAUUAAAAAAGUUAGCUUAAUAAUAAGAAGAAUUAAGAAAAUAGUUAUGUGAAAUCAAAUUAAGGAAAUUGAAAGAAAAAGAAGAUGAAAAAAAUUCAGAUAUUAGAUUUGCAGAAUAAUAAAAAUAAUUAAUAAAAAAAUAAGAAGAGCUUUCAAGAUAAAAUAAAGAAAUAAAAGCUAAAUAAAAAAAGGAAGAACUUUAAUAAGUUAAUGCUUAUUUAGAUAAUUUAAAAAAAAUGGAAAAAAAAGAAAGAAAAAAAAGAAUUGCAGAAGAAUAAUAAGAAAUAGCUUAAGGUAUUAUUAAUAAGUAAUUAAUUUUUUAGUUUUAAGAAAAAUGUAAAUAGAUGAUGAAGAGGAUAAAAAAAAGAAAUUAGAAAAACAAUUAGAAAUGUAAAAGGUGUUAAAAUAAUAUGAUUAGGAUUAAAUUUUGUAAAAAUAAUUAAUAGAAAAAGAAAAAGAGGAAGAUAGAAAAAUUAUGAAAUAAAAUAGUGAAAUUAUAAAAAAAAGGGAUGAAUAAAGAGAAAAAGAAAAAAAUGAUAGAUUAAAUAAAAUUGAUGGAAUUGCUAAUAGAUUCUAAUAAACAGUUGACAAAGAAUUAUAAGAGAGAAUAAAAGAGGAAGAAAGAAAAUGUUAAAAACAUAUGAAGGAUUAAGAAGAAAGAUAAAAAAGAGAAGAGGAAAGAAAGAAAAAGUCAUAAGAAAGAAGAACUAAAGAAAUGACAGAUGAAUUAAAAAGAUAAUAAUAAUAAAGAGAAGAAGCUAAGAAAAAAGAAAUUGAAGAAGAUAAGUAAUUAGCUAAACAAAUAAAAGAGAAAAUGAUUUAAGAUGAAAAAUUCUCUUUAAUAAAAAGAGAAAAAUAUAAUGAAAAAAUUUAAGAAACAAAUCAGAAGAUAAAAGAUUAAAUGGAAAUUGAAUAAAAUAAGAAAAAGAAAAGAAAAAUAUGA
This is a messenger RNA of Paramecium pentaurelia, 1364 nucleotides long. NCBI's taxonomy places the organism in Eukaryota, Ciliophora, Oligohymenophorea, Peniculida, Parameciidae. The record is from the annotation of a GenBank genome assembly.